AUGUUGACUGUAGAGAAGCAAUGGAUCAAUGUCCAGCAAAAGACAUUCACAAAAUGGUUAAACUCCAAACUCAAGAUCCGGAAUAUCGCCAUAAAUGACCUGGUGACAGACCUUUCAGACGGAGUCAGUAUCCAUAUGACAACAGGAGAGGCUAUGGUUAUCCUUAUUCACAUCCUCGAGAUACUUGGGAACGAGUCACUGGGUCGAUAUGCGUCUAAACCGAAGCUUCGAGUGCAAAAGUUCGAGAAUGCAAACAAGUGUCUCGACUUUAUCAAGGGGAGGGGGAUACAAAUGACGAAUAUCGGCGCAGAAGACAUUGUUGAUGGAAACAGAAAGAUAAUACUCGGCUUGAUAUGGACGCUCAUUCUACGUUUCACGAUCAGUGACAUCAACGAAGAGGGUAUGACCGCAAAGGAGGGACUGUUACUAUGGUGCCAACGGAAAACUGCCUGCUAUCCCGGAGUGGAAGUAAGAGAUUUCUCCACAAGCUGGAAUGAUGGACUGGCCUUUUGCGCAUUGCUGGAUAUCCACCGACCCGACCUGAUCGAUUUCGACGCUCUAGACAAGACGGAACAUAAGAAGAACAUGCAACUGGCCUUUGAUAUUGCCGCAGAGGAGAUUGGAAUUCCAGACUUGCUUGACGUGGAGGAUGUGUGUGAUGUUGCUAAGCCAGAUGAACGGUCUCUCAUGACGUACAUCGCAUACUGGUUCCAUGCCUUUUCACAGCUCGAGAAAGUUGAGAAUGCCGGCAGACGUGUAGAGAAAUUUGUUCAAAACAUGCAAGGAGCGUGGGAGAUGCAAAACUCCUUCGAGCGCCGGAUGAGGGCUUUGCUUAAGAAUAUUGCUGAGCAACAGGAGAAAUGGCUUAACUCGUCAUUUGCAGGAACCUAUGCUGAUGCCAAAGAACAGGCUAGCGAGUUUGCUGCAUACAAGAAGAACCAGAAGCGCGAAUGGGUUGCCGAGAAGUCUGACCUCGCUGCGCUAUUGGGGAAUAUCAAAACGAAAUUAAGCACCUACCGCCUAAAGCCUUAUGAUCCACCGCCGGAGCUUAGGCUAGAGGUACUAGACGAGGAAUGGGCUAGUUUGACUACCUAUGAACACAAGAGAAGCCAGCUAAUCAACGAGACUAUCCGUGAUAUAAAAAAUGCCCUUCGUCGAUCGUUUGCUGACAAGGCAAAUGAUUUUGCAUUGACCUUAAACACACUCUCACUCGCAAUAUCGGGUCUCGAAGGAGACGUUGAAGACCAGUUAACGCAUGUUCGACGGCUCAGCGAUAACCUUCCUCCUCUAGACGCCUUCCUCGAGACAAUAGAGGACCUUGACGAACAGUGCGCAGAAGCUAACAUUGAAGAGAACGACUUCACCACCUACACUUUUGAAGAGCUCUCAUACGAGCUGAGCCUUGUCAAAUCAAGUGUAGCAAAGAAGCUGGCAUUCUUAGAGAACCAGAUGGUCGCACGGAACAUGACCAACCUUACACCUAUACAGCUUGAAGAGUUUGAGUCUGUGUUCAGGCACUUUGACCGAGAUUCUACAAACACGCUACAUGAAAUAGAAUUUUCAGCUGCUUUGGCCAGUCUAGGACUGGUAUACGAUGAAGAUGAGAUGCACGAGGUCUUUGUGGAGACCUGCGGUCCAAGUCGUCUAGAACGAAAUGCAGGCGUCAGCUUUGAACAGUUCAUUCGAUUCAUGGUCAGCGUCACCGAGGAUCAAAACACGGCUGAACAGGUCCUCCAGAGUUUCAAGGAGGUAGCUGAUGGGAAGCCAUAUGUUACGGAACUUGACCUUCGGCAUUCCCUGAUACCAGACGAGCUUAUCGAGAACCUGGUUGAGUCGAUGCCCAAGCACACGGGGCCUGACCUCCUGGAAGACAGGGAGGUCGCGAAGUACGACUAUAUGACGUUUAUGGAGCACAUGAUGAAUAACAGCGGCCGUGGUCAUGAUGUUGGAACUAACCACAACAAAUAA
Microsporum canis CBS 113480 is the source of this 1968-nucleotide messenger RNA. RefSeq names its product alpha-actinin. Lineage: Eukaryota; Fungi; Ascomycota; Eurotiomycetes; Onygenales; Arthrodermataceae. The coding region runs from base 1 to 1968 and encodes 655 amino acids. Gene Ontology annotation, cellular component: Z disc; plasma membrane; cortical actin cytoskeleton. Gene Ontology annotation, molecular function: actin filament binding; calcium ion binding. The record is from RefSeq and is a predicted model, not a curated record. The transcript has 4 exons. Gene Ontology annotation, biological process: muscle cell development; actin cytoskeleton organization.